AUGGAAGCUAGGAAGUGGCAUUCAAGAGCCAAGCAAAAUGAAUUUAAAUGGGGAGAUUCAAAUACUUCAUAUUUCUUUAGAAUAGCUAAUGCUAGGAAGAAGAGAAACACUAUUGUGAAGUUGGAUGUGGAAGGGGUAGAAUGUUUUGAUCAAAAUAUCAUUAAGAUGGAGAUGAAGAAUUUCUAUCAGAAGUUGUAUACUGAAGAUAACAAUGUGGCUUUUACUCUGGAUAAAUUGGAGUUUCCAAGGAUAGAUGAGGGGGAGCAAAUGGAGAUGAAAAAAGAAUUCACUGAGGAGGAGGUCUAUGGAGUCAUUAAGAAAUCAGGUGCCAAUAAAUCUCCACGUCCUGAUGGAUUCUCCAUGGAGUUCUACAAAUGUUGUUGGUCCAUUAUCAAAGAAGAUUUCAUGAAGGUGAUGGGGGAAUUUUACAGAUUGAGGGGUGUGAUGCAUAAGUUGGUGUCAGAAAAUCAAGGAGCUUUUGUUAAAGAAAGACAAAUCUUGGAUGGAGUUCUUAUAGCUGGUGAAUGCAUUGACAGCAGGUUGAAGGAGAAAAAACCAGGAGUACUAUGUAAAAUAGAUAUGGAGAAGGCUUUUGAUCGUGUUAAGUGGAAGACUAUGUUAAGGAUUUUGGAGAAACAUGGAUUUGGAGUACUGUCUAAACUAGUGAAGGAUGCAGUUUUAAGAGGCCAAAUGCAUGGGUUUCGGGUGGCGGAAAAUGGCAUCAUGGUUUCUCAUCUGCAAUUUGCAGAUGAUACUUUGAUUUUCAUUAAUGCUAAGGUGGAGGAGAUAAGGAGAUUGUUUAUAAUUCUAAAUACUUUUGAAAUGUUGACAGGGUUAAAACUGUACUUGGAUAAAAGCUCUAUGAUCAGUGUUGGUGUUGAUGAAGUGAUAAAGAUGCUAGCUAUGGAAUUAGGCUGUAAAGUGGAGAAGCUUCCUAUAAGGUACUUGGGAUUGCCACUUGGUGCAACUUCCAGAUGUGCUUCAGUUUGGGAUGAAGUUGUGCAGAGAAUGGAGGAUUCUAGUAAUGAAAAGAGGAAGAUGUGCUGGGUAUCAUGGUUGAAGAUUUGUAAACCUAAAGCUUUAGGUGGGCUGGGAGUCAAGAAUUUGAGGGGAACCAGUAAAGCAUUAAAAGCUAAAUGGAUUUGGAGGUACACUAGGGAGAAGAGGGCUUUAUGGAGAAAAAUUGUGCAGCAGAAGUUUAAGAAUAAUGGAAACAUUUUAAUGCCAAGUGAUGAUGUGAGGCCAAUGGGGAGAAGUGUGUGGAAGAACAUUAUGAACUCUUCCACUUUUUUGCAGGGACACUUGGAAUUCAAAUUGAAUAAUGGAAAAUCUUUGAGAUUUUGGCUAGACAAUUGGAUUGUUGGGGGAUUGUUGAACGAUAGAUACCCUGCAGUAUACAAGGCUUGUAACACUAAAUUGGAUUCAGUUGAAGAGAUGAUUCAGAAUGGCAUUUUGUAUUGUAGUUCAAGAAGAAGAUUGUCUGCAAUGGAGCAGUUGGAAUGGGAUAUGCUAUGUAAUGAAUUGGGUCCAGUUCAUGGGCUGAAUGAAGAGGAGGAUACAGUGGAGUUCUUUGGAGGCUUUACUGUCAAAAUAUGUUAUGAAUUACAGGUGCAGGAAGAGCCAGUUGGAGAUUUCAGCAAGUUUUUAUGGAAGAAAAAUGUUCCACCAAAAGGCAGUUUUAUGGUUUGGGUAUACUUUCAUCAUUCUUUGCCAACACGUACUAUGCUUACACACAGGGGGAUGGAGGUGCAGAGUGAGUAUUGUGUAUUCUGUAAUGCAGCUUUGGAAAUUGCAGAUCAUAUGUUGUUACAAUGUGAUUAUGCUUUUCAGGUUUGGUCUAGGUUUAUGAAGGGUUUUAAUAUUGCUUGGGUAGUUCCAGAUUCAGUGUUGAAUCAAUUUGAAGCCUGA
This is a messenger RNA of Papaver somniferum (opium poppy), 1908 nucleotides long. RefSeq lists its product as uncharacterized. The transcript has 4 exons. Bases 1 to 1908 code for a protein of 635 amino acids. The record is from RefSeq and is a predicted model, not a curated record. NCBI's taxonomy places the organism in Eukaryota, Viridiplantae, Streptophyta, Magnoliopsida, Ranunculales, Papaveraceae.